Colletotrichum graminicola M1.001 is the source of this 1554-nucleotide messenger RNA. RefSeq names its product AMP-binding enzyme. Gene Ontology annotation, biological process: fatty acid metabolic process. Bases 1 to 1554 code for a protein of 517 amino acids. Gene Ontology annotation, molecular function: medium-chain fatty acid-CoA ligase activity. The record is from RefSeq and is a predicted model, not a curated record. The transcript is spliced from 4 exons. Lineage: Eukaryota; Fungi; Ascomycota; Sordariomycetes; Glomerellales; Glomerellaceae.
AUGGCUUUGACUCUCCAAACCGCCAUUAACGGCCCGGCCAACUCGACGGCCAUUAUCGUGCCGUCCAAGCCCAGCGCUCUCACCGUCUCCUACGGCGACCUGGUCAAGGAGACCUCGGCCUUCCAGCAGAAACUGGCAAACAUCGGCAUCACCCGCGGUUCGCCCGUAUCCAUUGCGACCGUCAACUCGUAUGAGUUCAUCGUAUCAUUCUUGGCCGCCUCAUGGCAGCGUGGCAUUGCCGCCCCGCUGAACCCGGCCUACAAGCAAGACGAGUUUGAGUUCUACAUUCAAGAUGUCAAGUCUGCCAUUGUUUUGGUUCCCAAGGGCGCAUAUGCUGCUGGUGCUCCCGCUGUCAAGGCCGCCAAGAAGUUCAAUGCUGCCGUCGCCGAGACGUACUGGGAUGAGUCCAAGAAAGAGGUCACGUUGGAUGUUAAGGACCUCGGCCAGCUCAAGGACAAAGGUCGUGAGAAGGUGUUGAAGGCCGAAGCGGACGACGUUGCGUUGGUGCUGCACACUAGCGGAACCACCUCCAGGCCCAAAGUUGUGCCUCUGACGCACCGCAACCUGACCAGAACGAUGAAGAAUAUCCAGAACACAUAUCUGCUGACGGACAAGGACCGCACCAUGCUGGUCAUGCCCCUUUUCCACGUUCAUGGCCUUCUUUGCGGUCUCCUCGCGCCCCUGGCUUGCGGUGGCUCCAUGGUCGUCCCGUCCAAGUUCUCCGCCACUGAGUUCUGGGGAGACUUCAUCACCCACAAGGCCAACUGGUACACCGCCGUCCCCACCAUCCACCAGAUUCUUCUCAAGAACCCGACUCCCAACCCCUUGCCCAACAUCCGCUUCAUUCGCUCCUGCUCCUCUCCGCUAUCGCCCACCGUCUUCCACCAGCUCGAGGAGACGUACAAGGCCCCUGUCCUGGAGGCCUAUGCCAUGACCGAGGCCGCCCACCAGAUGACAUCUAACCCCCUCCCCCCCGCCAAGCGCAAGCCCGGCACCGUGGGCCUCGGCCAGGGUGUCGACGUACGCAUCCUCGACGAGGCGGGCAACGAGCUUGCGCAGGGUCAGGAGGGCGAGAUCUGUAUCCGUGGUGAAAACGUUACCAAGGGCUAUCUCAACAAUGAGAGCGCUAACGCCUCGUCCUACACCAAGAGCGGUUUCUUCCGCACAGGCGACCAGGGCAAGAAGGAUGAGGACGGCUACAUCGUUAUCACGGGCCGCAUCAAGGAGCUCAUCAACAAGGGUGGCGAGAAGAUCAGCCCCAUCGAGCUUGACAAUGUCCUCACACGUAACCCAGCCGUAUCCGAAGCCGUCAGCUUCGCCAUUCCUGACGACAUGUAUGGCCAGGACAUUGGUGUGGCUGUCGUGCUCAAGCCCGGACAGCAGCUAAAAGCCGAAGACUUGAAGAAAUGGGUAUCGGAGAAGCUAGCCAAGUUCAAGGUUCCCAAGAAGAUUUACUUCACCGAGAAUAUGCCCAAGACGGCCACUGGCAAGAUCCAGCGCCGCAUUGUUGCCGAGAAGAUGCAGCAGCAAGAGGCACCCAAGGCAAAGUUGUAA